AUGGCACAGCAACAGCUUAACUUAACUCCUGAAGCCCUGGCAGCACUUUUACAGGCACUUAUGGCCCUUAACCUGAAUGUAAACAAUGCUAAUGCAUCCACUGUUGCAUCUACCUCUGUGAUGGCGACUACCACAAGCACUGCUUAUGAAGAGCCAGAGGGUGACAUGGCUCCUGCUACUUCCAAUGGAUCUGGUGAACAAGCCAUACCAAGUCCCUCUCCCAUGUCCACUGGUGCAAGCACAUUGAUGAGCCUCUAG
This is a messenger RNA of Desarmillaria tabescens, 258 nucleotides long. RefSeq lists its product as uncharacterized. The record is from RefSeq and is a predicted model, not a curated record. Bases 1 to 258 code for a protein of 85 amino acids. Lineage: Eukaryota; Fungi; Basidiomycota; Agaricomycetes; Agaricales; Physalacriaceae. The transcript has 3 exons.